CACUCUACUCCUUUAGCUACCCCCACCCCCUACCCCCAACCAAUUUCCCUUCUCUUCCCCUUCCUUUCCCUUCCCUUCCCUUGCCUUUCCCUUUCUGUUUUCCUUCUUCUUCUCCACCUCCAUUCCACUAAGCUCUGCGGCGGACAGUAAAAUGCGACUCCUCCUUCUCCUUCUUCUUUUUCUCCACCUCCACCUCCACGACCGCCGUUCCCUCGCCGCUCACAUUCCCGAAUACCGAGCACUCCUCUCCUUCAAAUCCUUCAUCACCGAUGACCCGCAAUCCGCUCUUGCCUCCUGGAACAGCUCCACUAGCCAUUGCAAUUGGACCGGCGUCACGUGCGAUUCCCAUCGGCACGUGACCGCGGUCGACCUUUCCGGCCUUAACCUCUCCGGGACCCUUUCUUCCGACCUGGGUCGCCUUCCUUUCCUCUCCAACUUCUCCGUCGCUUCCAACCAGUUUUCCGGUCCAAUCCCGCCUGAGAUCUCCGAGAUUCCUGGCCUCCGACUCCUCAACCUUUCCAACAAUGUCUUCAACGGCACCUUCCCGCCUCAGUUCUCGGAGCUCAAGAACCUCCAGGUUCUUGACCUCUACAACAACAACAUGACUGGGGAUUUGCCUCUCGUUGUGACGGAAAUGCCCAGCCUUCGCCAUUUGCAUCUAGGUGGGAACUUUUUCGCCGGCAGUAUUCCGGCUGUGUAUGGCCGGUGGGAGUUUCUAGAAUACUUGGCGGUUUCCGGCAAUGAGCUUACCGGUCCGAUACCGCCGGAGAUCGGAAACCUCACGAAGCUUAAGGAGCUCUACAUUGGGUACUACAAUAGCUACGACGGUGGUUUGCCGGCGGAGAUUGGAAACCUUUCCGAACUUGUUCGUUUCGAUGGGGCAAACUGUAAUUUGUCCGGUGAGAUCCCACCUGAGAUUGGAAAGCUUCAGAAGCUCGACACUCUGUUUCUUCAAGUGAAUGCCUUCUCUGGGCCUUUGACACCUCAGCUUGGGAACUUGAACAGCUUGAAAUCCAUGGACUUGUCGAACAACGUGUUUUCCGGUGAGAUACCUGAGUCAUUCGCACAGCUUAAGAACUUGACACUCUUGAACCUUUUCAGAAACAAGCUUCACGGAGCCAUUCCGGAGUUUAUCGGAGAUUUACCUCAGCUUGAAGUUUUGCAGCUAUGGGAGAACAACUUCACCGGAAAUAUUCCACAGGGUCUGGGUAGGAACGGUAAGCUUCAGCUUCUGGAUCUUUCUUCGAACAAAUUGACGGGCACUCUUCCUCCUGACAUGUGUUCCGGUAACCAUCUUCACACUCUGAUUACUCUGGGAAAUUUCUUGUUCGGUCCGAUCCCUGAAUCGCUUGGAGAGUGUAAGUCGUUGAGUAGGAUUCGAAUGGGCGAGAAUUUUCUCAACGGGUCGAUUCCAAAGGGUCUUUUUGGUUUAUCUGAGCUCACUCAGGUUGAGUUGCAGGACAAUCUUCUCGCCGGAGAGUUCCCAGAAACCAAUACGAUUGCGUUAAAUCUCGGUCAGAUUAGUCUCUCGAACAAUCAGCUCUCUGGGUCUCUACCACCGACAAUAGGCAACUUCUCCGGUGUUCAGAAGCUUCUUCUCGAUGGAAACAAGUUCUCCGGGAGAAUACCACCUGAGAUUGGGAGGUUACAGCAGCUUUCCAAAAUCGACUUCAGUCACAACAAAUUCUCGGGUCCAAUCGCGCCGGAGAUUAGCCAAUGCAAGCUUCUAACAUUCGUUGAUCUUAGCCGAAACAAUCUUUCCGGCGAGAUACCGAACGAGAUUACCGGCAUGAGGAUAUUGAACUACCUCAACCUUUCCCGAAACCAUCUAGUCGGUAGCAUUCCACCAUCUAUAGCCACUAUGCAGAGCUUAACAUCUGUUGAUUUUUCAUACAACAAUUUCUCUGGUUUGGUUCCUGGUACUGGUCAAUUCAGCUACUUCAACUACACUUCGUUUCUUGGCAAUCCCGAUCUAUGCGGUCCGUAUUUGGGUCCGUGCAGAGAUGGGGUUACCAAUGACACCCAUCAAGCUCAUGUGAAAGGUUCGCUCUCUGCUUCUUUGAAGCUCCUUCUUGUCAUUGGAUUGCUUCUGUGCUCUAUAGCAUUCGCAGUUGCAGCUAUUAUCAAAGCCAGGUCAUUGAAGAAAGCCAGCGAGUCUCGCGCUUGGAAAUUGACUGCUUUCCAGCGCUUGGACUUCACUGUGGAUGAUGUUUUAGAUUGCUUGAAAGAGGACAAUAUUAUAGGCAAAGGAGGUGCCGGAAUUGUCUAUAAGGGGGCUAUGCCGAACGGGGAUAAUGUGGCCGUGAAAAGACUUCCGGCGAUGAGCCGAGGGUCUUCCCACGACCAUGGAUUCAAUGCUGAGAUUCAAACUUUGGGUAGGAUCAGACACCGUCAUAUUGUUAGAUUGUUGGGUUUCUGUUCAAACCAUGAAACAAAUCUUCUGGUUUAUGAGUACAUGCCUAAUGGAAGCUUAGGUGAGGUCCUCCAUGGUAAGAAAGGUGGUCACUUGCAUUGGGAUACAAGGUAUAAGAUUGCUGUAGAGGCUGCAAAGGGUCUUUGCUAUCUCCACCAUGAUUGCUCGCCACUAAUUGUCCAUCGAGAUGUGAAAUCGAACAAUAUCCUUCUUGAUUCAAGUUUUGAAGCUCAUGUUGCUGAUUUUGGCCUUGCCAAGUUCCUGCAGGACUCGGGGACAUCCGAAUGCAUGUCGGCCAUUGCUGGUUCUUAUGGAUAUAUUGCACCAGAAUAUGCCUACACCUUGAAGGUUGAUGAGAAGAGCGAUGUUUAUAGCUUUGGUGUGGUGCUUUUAGAACUUGUUAGUGGAAGAAAACCAGUUGGUGAAUUCGGAGAUGGGGUGGACAUAGUUCAAUGGGUUAGGAAAAUGACAGAUUCCAACAAGGAAGGAGUUCUCAAAAUCCUAGACCCAAGACUACCUUCAGUUCCACUCCAUGAAGUAAUGCAUGUAUUCUAUGUAGCAAUGCUCUGUGUUGAAGAACAAGCAGUGGAAAGACCCACAAUGCGUGAAGUUGUUCAAAUUCUAACAGAGCUCCCAAAAUCACCAAGCUCAAAACAAGGUGACUCAACAAUCACGGAGUCACCACCAGCACCACCACCAGCAGCUACCACCGCCUUCGAAUCCCCGGCUAUGACAACCAAAGAUUCGAAAGACAAUCAACAGCAUCCGCCGCAAUCGCCUCCACCUGAUCUUCUCAGCAUUUGAAGUGGAUUCAUAUGAUUUGUUGGAGGGGAGGGAUGGGAGUGUUGGUUCUAAAGAAGUUCCAAGAAUUGUCUUAUUAGUCUUUUAGUAUCUACGUUUUGUUCCUUUUUACUUUUUUUUUUUUUAAUUUGGGGAGGAGGGAAAUCGGUUUGCUCUAACUUUAAGGUUUUAAUGUUUGAUUUUUUUUUUGGUGUACAGUAGGAUUGGUGGGGUUAUUUUGUUACAAGUAUGUCUUUCAAUCGAAAAAAGUAUUUGUAGUUGUA
Messenger RNA from Ziziphus jujuba (common jujube), 3477 nucleotides. Its product is annotated as leucine-rich repeat receptor-like serine/threonine-protein kinase BAM1. The record is from RefSeq and is a predicted model, not a curated record. Gene Ontology annotation, biological process: protein phosphorylation. The coding region runs from base 152 to 3217 and encodes 1021 amino acids. The transcript has 2 exons. Lineage: Eukaryota; Viridiplantae; Streptophyta; Magnoliopsida; Rosales; Rhamnaceae. Gene Ontology annotation, molecular function: ATP binding; protein kinase activity; receptor serine/threonine kinase binding.